This is a messenger RNA of Gigantopelta aegis, 2126 nucleotides long. RefSeq lists its product as uncharacterized. Bases 238 to 837 code for a protein of 199 amino acids. Lineage: Eukaryota; Metazoa; Mollusca; Gastropoda; Neomphalida; Peltospiridae. Gene Ontology annotation, cellular component: cell-cell junction. Gene Ontology annotation, biological process: cell-cell adhesion. The record is from RefSeq and is a predicted model, not a curated record. The transcript is spliced from 3 exons.
UCAGACAAGUACGUGACACGCUGUCAUCUAGGAGUUUCGACAGUUUCGGUCAAACAUUUUCGUGACCGAUCGAGAAACAGAGACGGAGUAUUAGACGAAAUCGUUAUAUCUACAAACAAUCUAAAACUACUGAACAUAGUCUGUAUACAGAUAAUCAGAAAGUUGCCGAAGAAAAAGUUUUUUGUGAUUUGACAGUGACAGGGACAGUGACAGGGAGUUUCCAAGUUAAAAGUGAAAAUGGCCACAACAGUUUGUUCGGUGCUUGGUUUACUAUGCGGGGUGCUGAGUUUGACGUUUAACGUGAUCUCCAUAGCCACUCCACAUUGGCUGUGGACCCGGGGACAGACCAACUUCGAUGUGGGGAUAUUCUGGCACUGUGACCUGGACGAAAAUUACUGUGGAGAUAUGGAGUCACUAGGUCGCUUCAUCAACCCCAGAGAUAUUGUUUGGUUUCGCACCGUCCAGGCUGCGUUUGUCAUAGCUGUUGUUGGUUCGUUGCUAGGUGCCAUCAUGUCAUUUUUGUCGCACAUCAAAUUCUUCGAAUCAUCGGGAACCUACAAGACGUUGACCAUUGUAAACAUUAUGACAAUGUCGGUGGAGCUGGUCUCUCUCGUUCUGUUUGGUCUCGACUAUACUGACAUGUUUGGCGUGGAUGGGCACAUCGUUGCAUUGAACUGGUCGUUCCACCUCGCCAUCACAUCGACAUGUUUCACGUUCCUCGCAGUCGUCUUCCACGCGAUGGAGGCAAGUCGUGCCGCCGACCUCAUCAUCAACAUGCAGAAACGUCUGACGGUGUGGUCAACACCGUACACACUGUUCAUAGACCAGGACCCCUAGGGCGGUACACAACACACUGUAAAUAUCUCCACAUACAAGGGUAUAUAACUUAUAAUGUGGCAAGGCUUAACACGCCUUGUAUUAUGUGUCUAUAAUUCUUACAAAGUUAUUUGUAAUGGUGUUUUAUUAAAAUGUUUAGCAAAGAAAUGUUAAAGAGUGUUAAAAGGAGACAGGAUUUAUAAUGGCUGACUUAUACUCAUAUAGGAAACUGUUUACAUAUUGUUAUCAUGCCUAAAUAGGACACCGUUUACAUAUUAAGAUAAUGGCUAUAGCUUAUGCCUAAUAAAUCGGAUGCAGUUUUUAUAUUAUAAUAAUGACUAGCUUAUGACACUGUUUAAAUAUUAAAAUAACGGCUAACUUAUAACCAUAUAUGAUGCUGUUUACAUAGAGAAUAACUGAUUACUGUCCUAAUUAAGAUAUCGGCUUUAUCCUGCCAAGGGAAGAAUGGCGAAUACCGCGAGGCUCUGUCGGUUGUCCAUUUGACCGAUACUUUAAGACCGUAACUGGUUAUUUUUUUGAUCUUGCAGUCCUACAUGUGACACAAAAAGAUCAAUGAAAUGAAACAUUUUCUUUCACAACUUUACAGUGAAUGUCCUGUCGAAGUUGAAUGUCCUGUUGCAUAUAAUUUCUGUACUCUAAAACAAAUUAGUUCUAAAACAACAACAAUUUAUUUUUAAAAUAAAAAUACUGUAGUCGCAGGGGACCAGAACCAACUAAAAUUUACUAACCCACAAUAAUUUCUACUAGUCAGCCAGUCUGUAUAAUAAUAUAUUAUUAAUACUAUUAUAAUAUACUGUGUCUUCACUUUGAAUAUAUGAAUAUAUUGACAAAACAUUUUUAAGAACACCUGGUAAGUGAUCAACAUCACGUGGCCCGUCGGGACUCAUACUUGCAUUUUUUAACGCGUCCGUCAGAAUUUUUACUCACAUUUGGUAAGUGGGCGAGUAAUUUCUGCACCCCUGAGUCUUCAAAAACGUUUAAAAAAAAUUAAAACCAUCAAUUGGAAAUAAAAGAAUAAGUAACUUUAAACAAAACUGAACAAUACAAGAGUAGUUUACUAAUUAUAACCAGUGUAAAAGUGAACAAUACAGGAGUACUUUACUAAUUAUAACCAGUGUAAAAGUGAACAAUACAGGAGUACUUUACUAAUUAUAACCAGUGUAAAAGUGAACAAUACAGGAGUACUUUACUAAUUAUAACCAGUGUAAAAGUGAACAAUACAGGAGUACUUUACUAAUUAUAACCAGUGUAAAAGUGAACAAUACAGGAGUACUUUACUAAUUAUAACC